CCUCCCUCUGAACUGCAGGUGUCCGGCCACCAUGCUGCCUCUCCUGCAGGUCACCCUCUUCCUUCUCUCCUCCUGCUUUUUAGCGGGAGGAGGCAGCCCCCUCAGUGAAGGCCUGUGGCUGCUGAAGACUGAGUUUGCCCUCCACCUCUACCGGAGUGCAGCAGCAGAGACAAAUGGGACAAACUUCGUCAUCUCACCAGCCAGUGUAUCCCUCUCCCUGGAGAUCCUGCAGUUUGCAGCCAGGGGCAACACUGGCUGGCAGCUGGCAGAGGCCCUAGGAUAUACUGUGCAAGACCCAAGAGUGAGAGAAUUCCUGCACAGUGUUUAUAUCACAUUGCACAACUCCAGUCAAGGCAUCGGGAUGGAGCUGGCCUGCACCCUGUUCAUGCAAACCGGAACAUCUCUGUCUCCCUGCUUUGUGGAGCAGGUCUCCCGGUGGGCCAACAGCAGUCUGGAGCUAGCUGACUUCAGUGAGCCUAACACCACUACCAUGGAGGCCUCCAAAGGCACAACUAGACCGAGCACAGAUGAAGGCCCAGGUAGCCCACUGUGGGGGCAGGCCGGUGCCCUGUCUACUCAACUCUCCAUCGUGAGCACCAUGACCUUCCAGAGUAGCUGGCAGAAGAGAUUCUCCUCGGUGGCCUUACAGCCCCUGCCUUUCACCUGUGCCCAUGGCCUUGUACUUCAAGUCCCAGCGAUGCACCAAGUGGCAGAGGUCAGCUAUGGCCAGUUCCAGGAUGCUGCAGGCCAUAAGGUAGAUGUUCUGGAGCUGCUCUACCUUGGAAGGGUGGCCAGUUUGCUCCUGGUGCUUCCCCAAGACAAGGGCACUCCUCUGGACCACAUUGAACCACACCUCACAGCCAGAGUCAUCCACCUCUGGACCACAAGACUAAAGAGAGCGAGGAUGGAUGUGUUUCUCCCUAGGUUUAGGAUCCAAAAUCAGUUUGACUUAAAAAGUAUUUUAAGAUCUUGGGGUAUCACUGAUCUUUUUGACCCACUCAAAGCUAACUUGAAAGGAAUUUCAGGCCAAGAUGGCUUUUAUGUUUCUGAAGUAACCCACAAGGCCAAGAUGGAGCUUUCAGAGGAGGGCACCAAGUCAUGUGCAGCCACAGCUGUGCUGCUGCUGAGGCGGUCUCGGACUCCUGCCUUUAAAGCAGAUCGGCCCUUCAUUUUUCUUCUGAGAGAACAAAAC
Molecule: messenger RNA, 1192 nt
Organism: Rattus rattus (black rat)
Lineage: Eukaryota; Metazoa; Chordata; Mammalia; Rodentia; Muridae
Gene: Serpine3
Product: serpin family E member 3
Exons: 7
Biological process (GO): negative regulation of endopeptidase activity
Molecular function (GO): serine-type endopeptidase inhibitor activity
Source: RefSeq, a predicted model, not a curated record